GAAUAUCUUGAUCAGUUUGCAUGUGUACAGGAGAGGAUGAGUGUACAAGAGGAGAUGAAUGAACUUCUGUUCCUGGUGUCUGAUCAGUCAUUGAUACUACUGCCUGAGUACCAUCAGAGAAUCAAGGAGGGACACGGUGAACAUCUUCGGAACGGAUAAAUAAACACGAUGUCGUCGGAAAAACACGGAUUGGAGGAGGCGGCAGGCAGGCAGGACAUGUCUCAGCAGAUGUCACAGAUGGCUCCACCUCCCUAUCUCCCCAGCCAGGACCCCAACAUGCCCCAACAUCCUCCUCCACCUGGCUGUGGUCCGCAGCCGAAUUAUCCCCCUCCCCCUCCUCCACCUGGAUCAGAGGGGCACCUGCAGGAGACACAGUUCCACUGCAGGACACUUGGGCCCCAGGGAGCGCCGAACACCUACACGGUGCAGACACAUGGACCAGGAGGCACCGUUCCUCAUCCUCCAGUGGGCUAUUUACAUCCAGGAUACCCGCUGCAACUGCAGCCCUGCACGGCAUAUGUGCCCGUCUAUCCUAUAGGAGCAGGGGCACAGCCUUACUUGCCAAACAGUGCCCCUCAUCCAGGUGUUGUCCCUGGCCAGAUGGCCAUGCAGAUGCCCACUGGCAUUGCUCUGAUGGAGCCUCGUCGUCCACCUCACGACUACCUGCCCAUCGCUGUCCUUACCACAGUCUGCUGCUUCUGGCCGACAGGAAUAAUCGCCAUCAUCAAAGCCGUGCAAGUGCGUACUGCUGUUGCUCGGGGCGACAUGGUUACAGCGGAGAUCGCCUCGCGUGAGGCGCGGAACUUCUCUUUCAUCAGCCUAGCCGUCGGCAUUGCCUCCAUCGUGCUCUGCACCAUCCUCACCGUGGUGGUCAUCAUUGCCUCUCAGCACCAUGAUGAUGACUGGGAGCCCUAGAGCCCCAGCGCAAGGACGAACCCCUCACCCUCCAGCCCUAAAAACCCCUGGCCACCAUUCCUAGACGGUAUUCUGCUUAUUCUGUCACACAACACAGAUCUUAUGGUUUCGGAAAUUCAGUAUUACUACCAUUUGCACAUGAAUUAGUCAUAAGAUAGUUCAGCAGUAUAGUAAAUCUGACUCUGGGUAAACACAACACAUCUACCAUACUAUAAAUAUGCACAUACGUCCACUCACAAUAACCUACCUGAAAACUCCCUCUUUGUCCUAAACAAACUCCUGUAUUAGAUUAAUAGCUUAAAAAUAUUGUGUUCUGAAGACUCAAGUCAGGUUAGUUGUGUUAUCAAUCUGCUCUUAAACUUGCCAAAAACAUUGCUUUUUAAAAGAAACACAAGUGUUACAGGAAAAAUGCAAUGCUUGAUAACGGUAGAUACUGAUUAUUUUGGUAUUAUUAAUUGUGGUUUUUAAAACAUUCCAUCUAUUGUGCAAUUCUUCUAUUUCUAAUCAAACUGUAUACAACAGAAAAGAUACAUUAUUUCUUUGCAGGUUCAACUGUCAAAUUUAGUCACAGAAGAUGUGGUUAAGUUAUUUAAUUUUUUAUAGGAAAGGAUUGAACAUUGUAAUACAGUAUAUAGAAUAUUUAAAAAUAGAUGAUUAAUGUUACUUUAUUAAAUGUUAUGCCACUUUUUACAUUUAAUUUACCCAAAGGAACUUCUGUAGUAUAGUUCAGAAAUGUAUAUGUCAGUAUUGCUAAUUCACGGGUUUCUUCUCUGAAGCCCGAAGCUAGAAACAUUCUUUAUGUAUGUACGCAGUAGCGAAUGCUUGGUAAAGGUAUUGCUAGCACUCAGUUCCAUUCUACAUACUUAAAGCUACAUUGUAUUAUUUCUGCAUUACUAGCGGCACAAAAUGGAAUUGCAAUCUUUUUGUUUAAGUGGCCCAACAUGACAACAUUGGUUCAACCAAAAGAUUAGAGUGAGACUAUCUGUGAUUUUUAGACUUGUUCGAAAAAUGUUACUAUUUUGUAUUAUUAUUAUUACACACUGAAGCUUUAAUGUGCACUCUAGCUAUAAAUGUUUCGACAGUUUAACAGUCUUUUAGUAACUUUUACUAGUCUUAACAAACUUUUACUUGCUCAGCAAGAUUCUCUUCAAACUGCUCCGCCAUCGCAGCACAAUAAAAAGGUAAUGUUAAUAUAUAGCGCCUCAUGUGGCCAUGCUGAGAAUGCAACGCAUAUUUGAGCUGCAUUAUGAAUGCAUUCUCACACAUUUCAGCACGUAAAAAUGUGUGUUUGUUGCAAUUGAUCUUGCAUAGCUAGAAUCGUUUGCGUUCACAUGCUUGCGUAGGAUAUGUUUCGGCAAUGGUGUUCCAGAGUGUUCUGUUUUAAGCACGUGUUAAAUUGAUCCAGUUCAGAGAUUCUGAGAGAAUGUAUUGGAGGGUGAAAUUACGGCUUCAUUAAUGACUUUUGUAAAGUGGCUCCUCAUUGAGUGAAGACGUGGCAUUUCUCUGUUGUGAAAUAGUGUGUUAUUUAUUGUUUAAACACUAGAUUAUUCAUUUGUGUAAGAAACGGAUAAUUCUAUAUUUAUUGAAAUACGUAAUCAUAGGUCUAAUUGUUGUGCUGAAAUAUUUUAUUAUCUUUUAUAGGUAACAGUCAAUCAGAUUAUUGCUGGCAUAUUUUUAUGAAGCAUGUAGUAAUAUGCACUUUUCUGCUCAGUAAGCAAGUAGCUAGUUUGUCUCACUUUGUAGAUGAGAGAGUAACUUGCUUCAAAUUCUGACCUCAUGGAAACUCUUCACAUGCUGCUGCGAGUUACUGUAGCUGUAGUUUGUCAGGUAAACGCAUUUAGCACAUUAUUUUGGUAAAAUUAAAAAAAAUCAAAAGAUCCCAGAGAGGUAAGACUUAUACGUAUACUAUACAGAAAACAUAGACGCAAUGCUUUUGAUUUUGAUUUUAAGACUCCAGCAAGUGAAUUAAUCUUUUUUAGUGCUUUCAAAAUGCAUACAUCUGUCAAGCACCUAUUUAUCAGUCAAACUGUUAUUUUAUCUCUGAUCAUUCAAGAAAUAGUUCAUCCAAAAAAUAAAAGUCCUAUUACUCACCCUAAUGUUGUUCUAAUGUGAUUUAUUUCUUCAGUCAAACACAAAUGGUAUGUUAGGGCAAAUGUUCAUGCUGCUCUUUUCCAUACAAUGAAAGUGAAAAUGGACUGGGGCUUUGGUGCUCCAAAUUAAAUAAAAGACUUUUAUGCUGCUUUUUUUUUUUUUUUUUUUUGCCCCAGUCCCUAUUCACUUUCAUUGUAUAAAAAAGGACAUUCUGAUUAAUAUCUCUUUUUGUGUUCCACGAAGAAAAGGAGGUCAGAUGGUUUGAGUAAAAGACCAAAUUUCUAUUCGGGGGUGAACUAUUCCUUUCAAAACAAGAUCAAUAAAGUGGCAUUUUUAUUUGUGGAUAAAGUUUCACAAUGAAUACAUUUCAGGCUUGACAGUUGUGCUGAGAGUAAAGUGUGCAUCAUUGCUUCAGUCAAAUACCUGCCAAUUUUGAUACAUAAAUGUGUCCAAUAAUGAAUUAUGGAAGAAGGGAGACAUUUUAUUUUUUACAUCUAUUUUCAGCACUUUCUUCCCCUUUUUACCCCAUGUCAAUCAAUUUUAAAUAUUUAUUUUACUUGUGUAAUUUGAACGGCAUCAUAUCUUUCUUUUCCUGCUCUCUUUAAUCACUUUCUAAUAUCUAUCUGAUCUAUUUUUGAACAAAUGACUUGCAGAAUAUAGCAAAUGUUUUGCUGAUCUGUUUGUUGAAGGACUUCUGAUGUAUUGUUUUUAACUGUUAGAGGUGUGAUUGUACAUGGUCAUCUUUAUAUGGGCUACAUCUAAAAAUAUGGCCCUUAUUUUCUAAGGACUGUUCAAGCGAGCAUAGUUUCAAUAGGAAUCCUUUGUCUGUUACUAAGACAAACUGGUCCAAUAACAUUAUUUUGAUGUUUUAAGGUUGUGCCAACGCUGUAUAGUUGAUGUAACCCUAGCUCCUGUUUAUUAAUAUCCUGGCAAUAUGCUUUUUCACACAGUGUGAUAUAAAGCCAAUGCUUUAUUGAUGUCAACAUGACCACUAAAAUCUUAUUAUCUGUGGUUUAUGCACACGGUUUCUCUAAGCUUGUAAAUGCGACGGUUUAUUCAAAUGCAAGCUCCCUUGUGCUUGUGUGCUUCUAGAGAUUUAUUCUUCUGAAUCUCAUGAACAUGUUACAGUCAUAUUUAACCCCAAAAUCAAAAGAAAGAAAUAAUAAAUUAUAUUUUGCAUGAAGUAAAUGCAGCCUAUUUUUAGGACCAUUAAGAUUUUUUGCUUUGUGGCAUUUUCUAUGAUGGUAGUUUCCCCAAAAUUCUCAUUACCAUAAUGCAAAAAAUCUCAUUGUCAUUACUAUAAAAUAAAAAUUAUAUAUUAUUUAAAUUGUGAAGUAUUUAUACAUGAUGAGAGUAUUUGUUAUACUGCCUUUAAUUAAUGCUGAUUUCAUUGAAUUCAUUGCCCACUAGAUUUCCCAUGUGCCCCUCAGUCAGGUGGCAACCCAGCCCCCCGAUCAGAUUAAAAGAGAAUCUAUUGCCCAACCUAAUGGUCACCUAUAUUAUACAUACAUUAUUUUGGGUUGAAAUGUGAUUUCAAGAUGUUGUCGUGAGAUUCAGGCUUUUGGAGAUCAAACAUUGAUUUUCUGUGUAUGAAUCCAGUGAUUUGAAUUAAAGAGGAAUACCUGGUUG
This is a messenger RNA of Xyrauchen texanus (razorback sucker), 4635 nucleotides long. RefSeq names its product proline-rich transmembrane protein 1-like. Gene Ontology annotation, cellular component: membrane. The record is from RefSeq and is a predicted model, not a curated record. Lineage: Eukaryota; Metazoa; Chordata; Actinopteri; Cypriniformes; Catostomidae. The coding region runs from base 169 to 915 and encodes 248 amino acids. The transcript is spliced from 5 exons.